AUUUUAACAAGUUCAAAGCAUUAUGCAGAGCAAUAAACAAUGGUGUUGUGUGCAAUACUGCUAGUGUUGUCAUCCUGCACAUUGUCACGGCAGCAUUUGUCAUACCCCAUCAACUUCUGUAGCAUGGCAUCAACAUGUAUCCACGAUGGACGAGGUGUUUGCGCAUCUUCCCCCGAUGGCUGCAGUCGGCGGAGUUUCCUUGAUCAGUGCGACAUGUAUGAAUACAACUGCGAUUAUGGGACGGAAUACAUGACGAAGGUAACAAACCCGUGUACAACUGGCCAGCCUGACUUCUUGUGUUAAUUGGGCUGAAAUGAAAUUGUAUGAAUUAAAAUUA
Messenger RNA from Pararge aegeria (speckled wood butterfly), 337 nucleotides. RefSeq lists its product as uncharacterized. The record is from RefSeq and is a predicted model, not a curated record. NCBI's taxonomy places the organism in Eukaryota, Metazoa, Arthropoda, Insecta, Lepidoptera, Nymphalidae. The transcript has 4 exons. Bases 40 to 303 code for a protein of 87 amino acids.